ACGUUCCCCAAUGCGGUCACAUCCCCCCAUGUUGUUUUUGAUAGUUGUUAAAUAAUAAUAAUUUUGUUUUACGCACUUUAUAGAGAUGUCCAAGCAACCCUCGUUCGUGUCGCGCAACCUUGUGGCCAUCGUGAUGAUCCCCAGUCUGGUGGGGAUCCAUCUGGGCUGGAGCUACAUGCAGAGCAACAGGAAACUGGUCACGGAGGCGGAACAGAUCGACAUGCCGCCGGUUACGUUUGCCAGGUUCGUGUGGAACAAGCUGUCGGGCGGCGGAAAUUCGGCAGAGUGACGACCCUUCUUGUGAUGAGCUUAAGACAUACAAUCUAUUUAUUGUAUAGAAUAAUUAAAACUACAUACAAACGGUA
Molecule: messenger RNA, 365 nt
Organism: Drosophila suzukii
Lineage: Eukaryota; Metazoa; Arthropoda; Insecta; Diptera; Drosophilidae
Source: RefSeq, a predicted model, not a curated record